Messenger RNA from Dichomitus squalens LYAD-421 SS1, 1541 nucleotides. RefSeq names its product cytochrome P450. The record is from RefSeq and is a predicted model, not a curated record. Gene Ontology annotation, molecular function: monooxygenase activity; oxidoreductase activity, acting on paired donors, with incorporation or reduction of molecular oxygen; heme binding. Lineage: Eukaryota; Fungi; Basidiomycota; Agaricomycetes; Polyporales; Polyporaceae. The transcript has 9 exons. The coding region runs from base 1 to 1425 and encodes 474 amino acids.
AUGGUAGCCUACCGGCUCUCACCACUGCACCCAUUGGCGCGCUAUCCUGGUCCUUUGUUAUGCAAAGUCUCCGCACUCUGGCUUGCGUACAAGAGCACCAGUGGGACGCAGCACCGCUACGUGAAGUCUCUCCACGAUCGUUACGGGGACGUGGUCCGGAUCGGUCCGAACAACCUGUCGAUCCGCAGGGGUUCGGCAAUCUCCGCUCUACUCGGCGCGUCUGGCAUGCCCAAGGGACCUCAUCAUAUUGGCAGACACUUUUCCGAAAAGGAUCCUGACCUGCUUUCGAUACCGGAUACCGAACACCACCUACGACGUAGGCGAGCCUGGGCCCGUGGGCUCACGUCAAAGGCGUUGAAGGAGUACGAAGAGCAGAUGGCGCUCAGGGUCAACCAGCUCGUAAGCCGUCUGCAGGAACAGAAGGGGGAGGUCCACAUCGACGAAUGGUUCAACCGCUUCACGUAUGACUUCAUGUCGGAUAUGGCAUUGGGAGGUGGCUCGAACCUUCUCGAUGGAGAAAAGACAGACUUCUGGUCUUCUUUGAAUGAAGAGGCGAAACCGGCGACAUUCUUUGGGCACGUACCAUGGCUCGGCGUGCUUGUGGGGCGUCUUCCCAUUCCGAAUGGGCACAAGAUGUUCAUCGAACAGUGUAGAGUCCAGGCUGUGCGCCGCAUGCAGCGAGGCACUACUACUCCAGAUUUGUUUUACUAUAUCAGCCACGAGGAUGUUCAAGAUUCCAAGUAUGCUCGGCCAACGAUAGACCAAAUCCUCAGCGAUGGCAUUCUUGCCAUGGUCGCGGGCUCGGAUACAAUCGCGACUACGCUGACAGCUGUCGUCGCCUGCCUUCUCACUUACCCGGCUGUGUACAAGCAGCUACAAGAAGAGGUUGACAGAUUCUAUCCCCCUGGAGAGGUUGUGCAUACGAAACAUCAUCAAGAGAUGCACUACCUAACUGCGGUCAUCAACGAGACGCUUCGUCUCUUCUCAGCUGUUCCUUCUACUACCCAACGCAAGGUGCCUUCUCACGGUCAAGGCAUCACGGUAGAGUCGCUGUAUAUCCCUCCCGGGACGUCCUUCUGGGUACCUGCCUACUCGAUUCACCGUGACCCCAGGGACUUCUCUCCGUCGCCCGAAGCAUACCUCCCGGAGCGUUGGCUUCCCGAAUGGAAGGAAGCUAGCGCAGCGCAUGUGCACAACGAGGGCGCGUUCAUUCCGUUCUCUUACGGUCCCAUGAACUGCGUCGGGAAGGGAUUAGCGAUGCAGGAGAUGAGGAUGGUCGUCUGUGCGCUGCUGCAGCGCUUCAAGCUGCGGCCGCGCCAGGGUUGGGACAUAACCGAUUAUGAGGGCGGCCUAAAGGAUUACUUCGUUACGGUUCGCGAGCAUCUACCCGUGAUCUUGAAACCUCGCGGAAAGAACAUCGACUGACAUGGGGGAGGCGAAGGCCGGAGAUGGCACAUCGAGCAAGUGCGGAAUAUUGGAGUAGAGGUUAGCAGUCUAGGGGCAUAAGCCGAUGAUGCCCCGUAGUUAUGCUAGCCCAGUAC